Messenger RNA from Cololabis saira (Pacific saury), 2973 nucleotides. Its product is annotated as eukaryotic translation initiation factor 2-alpha kinase 3-like. Bases 332 to 1366 code for a protein of 344 amino acids. NCBI's taxonomy places the organism in Eukaryota, Metazoa, Chordata, Actinopteri, Beloniformes, Belonidae. The record is from RefSeq and is a predicted model, not a curated record. The transcript is spliced from 13 exons. Gene Ontology annotation, biological process: protein phosphorylation. Gene Ontology annotation, molecular function: ATP binding; protein kinase activity.
CCCACUGAAACUGGUGUUACUUCCGCGCUGGCAUCAGUACGGAAGUUCCCUGGUUGUGACUGAGAGGAGCUGCGUUGGUCUACUGCAGAAGUGCGCAGGGAAAGCAGCCUUGAAGUCCGUGACCCAUCAAAACAACUAAACUUGCCUUGCCUUGCCCUGCUAUGCACAUAAACUGGUCUGGUCUGCUCUUCAGGAACAACUAGACGGUGAGUUGUUGGCCAAGUCCCGGUCUGUUCCCUCAUAGUUAAACAGAAUCUACGUAUAAGUAUAGAAAUAGUCUUCAAUAUCCCUCCCCUACUCCCACUAUAGCAGGCAAUUCAGCCAAGAGAAAAUGGAUCGUCCAACAUCCCCGGACAAAAUUCACUCUCUUGAAAGUUCAUCAGAAGGCCUGACAACUAGUAGUAGUGACAUUCCAAUGACUGUCUCGUUGGAUCCCUCCAGUGAUCAGGAUAAAUUCAAGAACAUUGAAAAUAUAAGAAGUACCUCAACCGGUUCAAGAUUUACAUCAGACUUUGAUGUUACUGGAAAGCUCGGCAAAGGAGGCUUUGGUCGUGUUUUCACUGCAAGAAAAAAGCUCUUGGACAAGCAAUAUGCCGUUAAGAUUGUCCGUGCAACAGAAAAGGCUCAGCGAGAGGCAAAGGCCUUAUCAGACCUCCAACACCCGAACGUUGUCAGAUACUAUGACUGCUGGAUGGAGGAUUCAAAAUAUCGAAGCAACUUCGGCUCCGGCUCCAGCUCCGGCUUCAGCUCCAGCUCCUCUAAUUCUAACAGUAACUCGCGUCCGCUGUACCUCUAUAUAAUGAUGGAAUUAUGUUGCUCUGAAACACUUAAACACUGGAUAAACAAGAGGAAUGAGACUCCUCUGCAAGACUCACAGAGAAGAGCACAAAGUCUUUCCAUUCUCCAACAAAUUGUCAGUGGAGUUGAGUACAUUCACUCUAAGAACUGCAUUCACAGGGACCUAAAGCCCGCCAAUAUCAUGUUUGGAAAGGAUGACGUGGUGAAGAUUGGGGACUUUGGUUUGGUGGCUACAGAAAUUGAGGAUGAUGACGGCAACCUGAUGAAGAGGACAAAAGAACAAGGAACCAGAUCUUAUAUGGCUCCUGAACAAAUGACCGAUACAUACGGCCAUAAAGUGGACAUGUUUGCUUUGGGGCUGAUCUUCUUUGAACUUCUUUGGAAAAUUUCAUCUGGUCAUGAAAGAGCAAAGUUAUUUGCUGAUGCAAGAAGCCAGAGGUUUCCUGAAGAGUUUUCACAAACUUUCCCCCAAGAGUGUCGAAUAAUUAAGUUGCUGCUGUGUGAGCAGCCAGAAGACCGACCUUCAGCAGGUGCAUUGAAGUUGGAGUUGGAAAAUUAUGCUGCCUGAAAAAGGGACAAUCUCCUGGUAGCUUUUGAAAAGCUAAAUGAGCACAUGGAGACCGCCUGUAAUUUGCAAACAAAUUUUGAUGGAUGUUCUAAUUUCUUUGAAAAUGUUUUAACAAAUUGCACUUUUAUGUGCAGGAGAUUAAAUCAUGAAAAAUUAGCUUGUGCAUGCAAUCAGGAAAUAUGAAUUUCAAAUUAUAACUGUAUUUUUAGGCCAACACUGCACAAAUAUUUUUUAGCAAAACCGUGUUUGAGUAUGAAAGGCCUCCUCUACAGUACAGUAGUCUUGGUCAGUUCUGUAGGCUUUUUCUAUGCCGGUUCUACUCAUGUACUGUAAAAACAAUGGAUGCAGCGUCAGUUAUGUGAUUCUUACAUGUUCUACUUAACGUGCCUUUGGUGUUAUUUGUUAGAGGUCAUAUUUUAUUGUACUGUUGAUAUCCAUUAUUGUGUUUUUUUGUUAUAUGUUAAUUGAAACUGUAUAUUGUAAUUUGAAAUGUCUUUGCAGUUGUUAAGGGAAAAAUGUUUAGACAUGCUAAGUGGUUUUGAACAUAAAAAUUGUAUUUACAAUUGUAUUGUAUUCGAUUUUAAUGUUCCUUUACUAGUUUUUACUAGUGCCUUAAUGGUCUUGGGCCUUCUUAUUUGUCUGCACUACUUUUACCCUAUCAACCCUCGCGGACCCUGAGGUCCUCCGGUGCCUUUUAACGAUACCAAGAGUCAGAACCAGGACACACGGGGAGGCGGCAUUCAGUUUUUAUGGUCCCCGAUUGUGGAACAGCCUCCCGGAGAACCUCAGGGCCGCAGAGACUGUUGAUGUUUUUAAAAAGAGGCUCAAGACCCAUCUCUUUAAUCAGGCUUUUAACUGACUCAUUUAACUCUUUUACAUUUUUUAUGCUCACCCCUAUUUUUAUUGGAUCUUACUACUCUGUUUUUUAUUAAUCUUUAGUUUAUCCUGUUUUUAUCAUAUUUUAUUUUCAUUGUCUUAUCUCAAUGUUAUAUCUAAAUGUUUUAGUCGUUAUUUAUGGCCUAUUUUAUACAUUCUACUGUCUUAUCUUUUAGUUUUUAAUGUCUCGCUUUCUACACAUACUUUUAGGAUUUUGUGUUAUGUUAUACUUUUUAAACUCUAUUAGUGUAUUUUAUCCUGCUUUCUUGUAGCUGCUAGUCCCAGUGUGUCCUCAUGGGGAGCCUCCAUGCUGGGAGUGGCUCUGGCCUGCAGGGGGUGGUCCUGGGGAUGGUUCUGGCCUGGAUGGUUCUGGAGCUCUGUACCACGGCUUUACCGCUGUGGUGUGGACUCCUCUAUCCGUCCGGGCCGGGAUGGUCUCUGUGGAGGAAACCCUUGCAGCUGCAGGCUAUGAGACCUCCUGACGUGGACGGCUCCCUGUUACCGUUUCCUCACCUGGAUCCUCUGUGCUCAGCCAUGUCUGCACCGUGUGUCUGCAUGUGUGUCUGUGUGUGUAACUUGGGUGAAUUGUGGUGUGCUUGUGUCUGUCUGUGUGUGUGGGGAGGGGGACAGGGCAUUAAUACGUUUUAUGUUUAUUUGUUUUAUGUAAAGCACUUUGUGUUGCAUUUUAUGUAUGAAAGGUGCUUUAUAAAUAAAGUUUGAUUUGAUUUAAA